Saccostrea cuccullata (small rock oyster) is the source of this 538-nucleotide messenger RNA. RefSeq names its product membrane protein FAM174-like. The transcript is spliced from 2 exons. The record is from RefSeq and is a predicted model, not a curated record. Bases 92 to 538 code for a protein of 148 amino acids. Lineage: Eukaryota; Metazoa; Mollusca; Bivalvia; Ostreida; Ostreidae.
CAUAUCACUUCCGUCGAAUCUUGUGAUGUGUCGAAAAAAUGUUGUUAUUCAUGUUGGAGUGAUAUUUACGCCUUGACUCACUUGUCAAAUCAUGACAUUACAGUGUUCAGUCAACAUGACAUCAAAAAUUAUUUACAUUUCCCUCAUUAUUGUAAUUUUGACAGUUAUUCCUUGUGACAGUGCGGAUAAAGCCACGGGUGAAAGCACUGCAUCUCCCAAAAGCAGUACAUCGACAUUAAGCACGACUACACCGAAACCAGGUGCCAAUGAAACAGCAAAGAAUGGAACAGAAAAUGUGGGAGAUGGUAGCUUUUUUAACUUUAAAGAAAACAAAGGGAUGUUGAUGAGGGCAUUUUAUGUGUUGAUAGGCCUCACUGCCAUUGUGGUGGUAUACUUCGGAAUUAGAGCCUGGAGAGUGAGAAGAAAGAGGAACAAGUCAAAGAAGUAUGGAUUGAUUACGGACGUGGGACAGAUUGAGAUGGCGCCACUCGACGCAGAUGACGACGACGAUGAUGAAGAUACUACUGUGUUGAAAUGA